AUGCUGUGGCUACUGCUCUUGACCCUUCCCUGUCUGGGGGACUCCAUCCCCACAACUCCUGACCCUCGCCCACAACAGGAGCUAGCAGGCAUCAUUGGGGGCUGCCCUGUCUCGGCCAUGAGGUUCCCAUGGCAGGUCAGCCUGCAGUUCUACAGCCAGUUCAACCACCGGUGGGAGCACAUCUGCGGGGGCUCACUCAUCCACCCACAGUGGGUGCUGACUGCUGCCCACUGUCUCGAUCCGGAGGAGCUGGAGGCCUGUGCCUUCAGGGUCCAGGUUGGGCAUCUGAGGCUGUAUGAAGAUAACCAUUUGAUGAAGGUGGCUGAAAUCAUCCGCCACCCCAAGUACAAUGAGAGCCUGUCUGCCUCCGGAGGUGGGGACAUUGCCCUACUGCGACUGGAGGCCCCUGUGGUACUAUCAGAGGACAUCUACCCCAUCUCCCUCCCUGAGGCCUCCUGGAAUCUUUCCUCAGGGAAAACCUGCUGGGUGACCGGCUGGGGUAACAUCAGAGUCAGACAGUCCCUGCCCCCACCCUACCAUUUACGGGUGGUAUCAGUCCCUAUUGUGGAGAAUGAGGUCUGUAACCAGCAGCACCAGAACUCUUCUUUGAAGAAUGCUUGUGAGGUCAUCAAGGAUGAUAUGCUCUGUGCUGGACAUAAGGGCCGUGAUUCCUGCCAGGGUGACGCUGGGGGUCCCCUUGUCUGCGCAUGGAACUGCACCUGGGUGCAGGUAGGCGUGGUGAGCUGGGGUUUCAGCUGUGGCCUUCGUGACCUUCCUGGGGUGUAUGCCCGUGUGAUGAGCUAUGUCUCCUGGAUCCAUCACUACGUUCCUCUGUUCUCUGGGCCCUAGAUGGGGCAUGGAUGGGGUCUGCCUGGUGGAGGAGACCCUUAGUCUGCUUCUUGACACUCCCAGUUCUUCUCCUCAAUCCAGCCUCACCCUCCCAAAUGUCCUCAUCCACCAGUGCGAUGGGUUACCCCUGUCCUCCUCC
Octodon degus (degu) is the source of this 988-nucleotide messenger RNA. Its product is annotated as mastin-like. Gene Ontology annotation, molecular function: serine-type endopeptidase activity. NCBI's taxonomy places the organism in Eukaryota, Metazoa, Chordata, Mammalia, Rodentia, Octodontidae. The record is from RefSeq and is a predicted model, not a curated record. The transcript has 5 exons. The coding region runs from base 1 to 849 and encodes 282 amino acids. Gene Ontology annotation, biological process: proteolysis.